AUGACGACUACACCAGCAAUGUCCAAUUCUAACUACUUAAUCACUGAUCCCAAAAGGAAGAAAGAACAAUUUGAUAUCGAAAGCACAGUAAAACGAUUCAAACAUUUACUAUCAUUAAGUGGACUAUUCAAACAUUUCAUUGAAAAUAAAGCUCAAAAAGAUGAGAAGUUCGCCAAAGUUUUGACCAUCUUGAAUAACGAUGAUGAUUCUAAGAAGAAAAAUUCACAAAAGAAAAGAAGGAAGACUGAAAGAGAAGAAGAUGCUGAAUUACUGAAAGAGGAAGAAAUUGAAACCACUGAAGAUACUAACGAUGAAGUCGGAUUCCAAUUUAGAGAAUCUCCCACUUAUAUCCAUGGUGAGUUGAGACCUUAUCAAAUUCAAGGUUUGAAUUGGUUAGUGUCAUUACAUACCAAUGGGAUCGCAGGUAUCUUAGCUGAUGAAAUGGGGUUGGGGAAAACUUUACAAACAAUUGCAUUCUUGGGUUAUUUAAGAUAUAUGGAAAAUAUUAAUGGUCCAUUCUUGGUUAUUGCUCCAAAGUCAACUCUAAAUAAUUGGCUUAGAGAAAUCAAUAAAUGGACUCCUGAUGUGAAGGCAUUUGUCUUACAAGGUGAUAAACAAGAAAGAGCUGAUAUCAUAAAGGAUAAGUUAUUAACAUGUGAUUUUGAUAUCGUGGUGGCAUCAUAUGAAAUUACCAUUAGAGAAAAAGCAGCUCUUAAAAAGAUGAAUUGGCAAUAUAUUGUCAUUGAUGAAGCUCAUAGAAUUAAAAAUGAAGAAUCAUUAUUAUCUCAAGUGUUAAGAGAGUUUACAUCUCGUAAUAGAUUGUUAAUUACAGGGACUCCAUUACAAAAUAAUUUACAUGAAUUAUGGGCACUAUUGAAUUUCUUACUACCGGAUAUCUUUUCAGAUUCACAAGAUUUUGAUGAUUGGUUCUCAUCAGAGACUUCAGAGGAAGAUCAAGAUAAAGUCGUUAAACAAUUACAUACAGUCCUACAACCAUUCUUACUGCGUAGAAUCAAAAGUGAUGUAGAAACUUCAUUGUUACCAAAGAAGGAAUUAAAUUUGUACGUAGGAAUGUCCUCCAUGCAAAAGAAAUGGUAUAAACAAAUUUUAGAAAAAGAUUUGGAUGCAGUUAAUGGGUCCAAUCCUAAUAAAGAAUCCAAGACAAGGUUAUUAAAUAUUGUAAUGCAAUUAAGAAAAUGUUGUAAUCAUCCGUACCUUUUCGAUGGUGCUGAACCAGGUCCACCUUAUACUACUGAUGAACAUUUGGUAUAUAACUCUGCAAAAUUGAAAGUCCUUGAUAAAUUAUUGAAAAAAAUGAAAGAGGAGGGAUCGAGAGUUUUAAUCUUCAGUCAAAUGUCAAGAGUAUUAGAUAUAUUAGAAGAUUAUUGUUUCUUCAGAGGUUAUAAAUAUUGUAGAAUUGAUGGGUCCACAGACCAUGAAGAUAGAAUCAAAUCCAUUGAUGAUUAUAAUUCUCCAGAUUCUGAUAAAUUCAUUUUCUUAUUAACCACUCGUGCUGGUGGUUUAGGUAUUAACUUAACUAGUGCAGAUGUCGUCGUCUUAUAUGAUUCUGAUUGGAAUCCACAAGCUGAUUUACAAGCCAUGGAUAGAGCUCAUAGAAUUGGUCAAAAGAAGCAAGUGAAAGUAUUCAGAUUUGUUACGAAUAAUUCAGUUGAGGAAAAAAUCUUGGAAAGAGCAACACAAAAAUUAAGACUGGAUCAAUUAGUCAUUCAACAAAAGAAAACUCUGAAAAAGGAAAACAGAAAAGAGGCAAAGGAUGCUUUAUUAUCAAUGAUUCAACAUGGUGCUGCUGAUAUUUUCAUGAGUGCUUCUACAGCUUCUUCAUCUCCAACCCCUUCAGCCACUACAAGCCAAUCUGAGCCUGAUGCAGUAGAGGAUGUUGAUUUACAGAGUAUCUUAACCAUGUCAGAAGAUAAAACGAAAUCCUUGAAUGCUAAAUAUGAGACUUUAGGUUUAGAUGAUUUACAAAAAUUCAACCAGGAAUCAGCAUAUGAGUGGGAUGGACAAAAUUUUAAGAAACAAACACAAAAAGGUAUUAUUGACCCAACAUGGAUACAACCGACAAAACGUGAACGUAAGGAAAAUUAUUCCAUUGAUAAUUAUUAUAGAGAUGUAUUAACUACGAAAAAGGCUGUUACUCCAUUACAACCAAGGAUGCCUAAACCUAAAGUAUUUUACAGUCAUCAGUUACAUUCACCAUUACUAAAUGAAUUAUAUGAAAAAGAUCGUAUGUGGAUUGCAAAAAAGACAAAAUAUGUUCCAACAUUAGAUGAUGUUAAAGUGACAUAUGGAGAAGAUUUAACCAAUGCCGAAAUGAAGGAUAAAUUGAAGUUAUUGAAGGAAUCUAUUGAUAAAGCACAACCUUUGACAGAGGAAGAAGAAAAAUCUAAGCAAGAAUUAGAAGCAAAGGGGUUUUCAAACUGGAAUAAAACAGAGUUUAGAAAAUUCAUAACGUUAUCUGGUAAAUAUGGUAGGAAUUCCAUUCAAGCCAUUGCUACCGAGCUAGCCCAAACCAAAAGUGUUCAAGAUGUUCGUGAUUAUGCGAAAGCGUUUUGGGCUAAUUUGGAUUCUAUCGAGGAUUCUGAUAAAUAUGUUAAAUUGAUUGAAGCUGAUGAAGAGAAGUUGAAGAAAUUAAAGUUACAACAAGAAGCUUUACGUCUUAAGGUAUCCAAAUAUAAGAAUCCAUUAUUUGAAUUAACAUUAAAGCAUCCACCUUCGAAUAGUAACAAGAGAACGUUUUCUGAAGAGGAGGAUAGAUUUUUAUUAAUUACACUUUCAAAAUAUGAUUUAGGUCGUGACGAUCUUUAUGAUAUGAUUCGUGAUGAGAUCAGAGACUCACCCUUUUUUGAACUAGAUUUCUUUUUCCAAAGUAGAACUCCGUUAGAACUUGCUAGACGAGCAUUUACUCUGUUGCAAUGUAUCGAAAAGGAGAGUCAAUCGGGUAUUGUUGGUCCAGAAUUCAAUGAGAAGAAACCAAAGGCAGUUAAAGGGGAAAAGAGAGGCCCUUCCAAUGAUAAUAAGGAUAGGAAACCGGCGAUUAAGAAGAUUAAAUUAACGAUGAAUCAAAAGAUAUCUAACGAAGGAAAGAAGGACAUAGCUAUAUCUGAAGAGAAGGAAACAACAACAGCAGCAGAGGAUAAACAAGAAAUAAUGGAAGAUAAACAGGAAGUAACGGAAGAAAAUCAAGAAGCACAUCGAACUGUUGGAGAAACUAACGAGGAAUCUCACAAAGAAUCUCAAAAUGAGGUUGAUACCGACACCAAGGAGGAGCACAUAGAGCCCAAGGAGGAGCACACAGAGCCCAAGGAGGAAUCUACCAACGACAGUAAAAGUAGUGCACAAGGGGUAACGGAAGGAAAGGUAGCCCCUCCAGUUGUCCUUGAGCCAUGA
Messenger RNA from Naumovozyma dairenensis CBS 421, 3408 nucleotides. RefSeq lists its product as uncharacterized. The transcript has a single exon. Gene Ontology annotation, cellular component: nucleus; chromatin. The coding region runs from base 1 to 3408 and encodes 1135 amino acids. Gene Ontology annotation, biological process: nucleosome organization; regulation of transcription by RNA polymerase II. The record is from RefSeq and is a predicted model, not a curated record. NCBI's taxonomy places the organism in Eukaryota, Fungi, Ascomycota, Saccharomycetes, Saccharomycetales, Saccharomycetaceae. Gene Ontology annotation, molecular function: ATP hydrolysis activity; nucleosome binding; DNA binding.